AUGAAAGUAGAAGAAAAGAAAGGUUACUUUGAAAGAAGAAAGGAAAGAAAAUUAAAGAAAAUUGAACAGAAACCUGUCUACAAGUGGAAUUACAAAUCACUCUAUAAGUGGCUUAAAUACAAAGGUUUCGACAAGAAAUACAUUAAACAGCUCAAGAAGGAUAGACUAAACGGUUAUAUAAUGCUAACUCUUGAAAUUUCUGACCUAGUUUCACUAGAUAUUCCAUCAGAAAUGGCUAAACGUAUUUUGAAUACAUUGAUUGAAACCUCUGAGAAACAAGAUAACUUGGUUGAUGCUACUUGUGAAUGUGGAGAAGUUGAAUUACCAUUACAACCUGUCAGAUCAACUAUGGUGUACCCUAACGACUAA
Messenger RNA from Naegleria gruberi, 369 nucleotides. RefSeq lists its product as uncharacterized. The transcript has a single exon. Bases 1 to 369 code for a protein of 122 amino acids. Gene Ontology annotation, molecular function: protein binding. The record is from RefSeq and is a predicted model, not a curated record. Lineage: Eukaryota; Heterolobosea; Eutetramitea; Acrasida; Naegleriidae.